AUGGAGGAACCAUUCCUGUAUUCGCUGAAACUAAUAUUGGGUGAGCGUUGCACGGAUAAUAUGCAUUCAAUCUACAAAACAGUGAUAACAAUAAUACUAUCAGAAAUGGAAAAAGGCUGCGAAAGUGAAAUGAGAGGGAUGCAAAAAGUGGAAGAUUAA
Molecule: messenger RNA, 159 nt
Organism: Loa loa (African eye worm)
Lineage: Eukaryota; Metazoa; Nematoda; Chromadorea; Rhabditida; Onchocercidae
Exons: 1
Coding region: 1-159 (52 amino acids)
Source: RefSeq, a predicted model, not a curated record